Messenger RNA from Williopsis jadinii, 1833 nucleotides. RefSeq names its product ferric reductase family protein. Gene Ontology annotation, cellular component: plasma membrane. Gene Ontology annotation, biological process: copper ion import; intracellular iron ion homeostasis; iron ion transport. The transcript has a single exon. Bases 1 to 1833 code for a protein of 610 amino acids. Gene Ontology annotation, molecular function: ferric-chelate reductase activity. The record is from RefSeq and is a predicted model, not a curated record. NCBI's taxonomy places the organism in Eukaryota, Fungi, Ascomycota, Saccharomycetes, Phaffomycetales, Wickerhamomycetaceae.
AUGGACCUGUACUUGCCCAGCUCAGUGGAUCGUGUAAGUGGACAUAUUGCAUUCAUCAAGGCAUGCUGGAAAUUCACACAGACAGACAUCUCGCUUGAAGAUGUAGCGGGGAUAUCAGCAAAUGCCAGUGAGUACUUUGUUGACACCAGGGCUGUGAAUAGCUCGACGCCAGUGUUUGUUCCUUUGAGACUGCAUAGAGAAGAUGUUCAGAAUAGAAUAAGGGACUAUAGAGCAUUUCUGGGUAACUUUGAUGACUCACAGAGGUACGGUAUCAUCAUCAACAUGUAUUGGGUAGUGAUGAUCACGUGGUUUGCAAUGUGUAAUAAGCUGAAGAAGACCAGAUGGAACGAGAAGAUCGUUUCAAGGCGGAUAAACUUCCUCAGAGCAAAUAUAUCACUACCUUUACUAUUUGGAUCACAUCAGACUCCAUUCAACAUGGCCCCAUGGUUAACCACCCUACUACCGACAUUUGGCGAUUCACUGGUUCUCCUUGGCUACUUUGCGUUGAAUGUAUUCUUCUUGUUCCAUAACUACAAGAUUACAGAGGAUAAUCAACUUUUUGGACCAAACUCCAAUACCUUACAAACGGCAAGAUACCUUGCGGACAGGGCCGGUGUUCUAUCAUUUGCACACUUCCCACUGUUGGUAUUAUUCGCCGGUAGAAACAAUAUCCUUAUUGGAUUCUCUGAAUUGCCUUAUGCAACGUUUAUGAUAUUCCAUAAAUGGACUGCAAGGGUUAUGGUUGUGCAUGCAACGUUACACACAUUGGCGUACCUGUGGAUGCUUUGGUAUAAAGGAUCAUUUGCGGUCUUUAUCCAUGAAUGGUGGUUUGUCAUGGGGGUAUUGGCUAUUGUCUUGGGAGUACUGAUCCUGUUAUUUGCUGCUCACUACUUCAGAGUACGAUUUUACGAAUGGUUCUUGGUAUCCCAUAUAGUCUUUGCAUUGCUGUUCUUUAUAUCAUGCUGGGAGCAUUGUGUGACAUUUGGCUGGCUUGAUUGGAUCGCAUGUGCAUUUGCUUUUUGGAUCACUGAUAGAUUGAUCAGAAUCUAUAGGUUGGCUCGAUUUGGUGCACCAAGGGCCACCAUAGAACAUAUCUCAGACGACACGUUCAAAGUGAGUGUUAAGAGACCACACAAUUGGAAACCAUACCCUGGAUGUUUUGUCUUCAUCCAUUUCUUACACUGGUCAAUCUUCUGGCAAUCGCAUCCUUUCACCAUUGUUGAUUCAGUGUUAGAAGACGAGCAAGUGACAAUCUAUAUUAAAGCCAAGGAUGGUCUAACGGGUCAGAUUGCCAAGCUGCUGUCACACACUGGCCAGAUAUCCAUGAGAGUGUCAUUGGAGGGACCUUACGGCAACCAAUCCCCGUGCGAGAACUAUGAGAAUGUUAUUCUAUUUGCCGGUGGUAAUGGUAUACCGGGGCCCUUCUACCAUGCUCUGCACUUAGCAGAAGGCUCUAGACUACUACCCAAGUCCAAGAUACGACUGAUUUGGAUCAUCAGAUCUGUCGACUCCAUCAAAUGGUUCGAGCCGGAGUUGAAGCGACUGUGCAGGACAAAGAUACAGUGUGACAUCUACAUAACCAGGGGCUUCGAAGCGUCCAUGGUGCGUGCAAACCCAUUGCUUUCACAGUUCAAACACCAUAUAACGUUCCACAGUGGGAGAGCCCCGUCUGCAAAGAUCCUACACCAGGAAUUUGAACUGUGCUCAAGUUCCUUAGCCAUUGUGACCUGUGGUCCUGGAAUGAUGUGCGACGAGAUACGGCACGUGGUUGCAAAGAGCGUGGAGGACGUCGACUACCGUGUUGAUCUAUUUGAAGAGCUACAAGUCUGGUGA